Messenger RNA from Boleophthalmus pectinirostris (great blue-spotted mudskipper), 4369 nucleotides. RefSeq names its product phospholipase D family, member 7 (gene pld7). The transcript is spliced from 10 exons. Bases 145 to 1638 code for a protein of 497 amino acids. Gene Ontology annotation, molecular function: catalytic activity. The record is from RefSeq and is a predicted model, not a curated record. NCBI's taxonomy places the organism in Eukaryota, Metazoa, Chordata, Actinopteri, Gobiiformes, Gobiidae.
GUCUUCAACGGACGAGGACGAGGCUCCGGUCGCAGAGUCCGAGGUCCAGAACGUCGAGUCUCUGAAACCGGACGAGAAACACAAGGAAGAAAAAGACGAGAAAAGGAAGAAAAAGAAGAAAAAGAGGAGAAAGAAAAAGAGGAGAUGGAGAAGGAUGAAGAUGGACCUGAGACCGAAGCUCCAGCGCAAACUGAGAAAACCGAGCUGCCCAACGCCCAGAGGACGAAGAAGAGGUCUUCUUGCUGCGCUCUUCUCUCUCGUUGUCUCGUGCCGCUCCUCGUGCUCUUCUUCGGGGGUUUGUCUCAGCACCUGUGGCUCUACGGUCUCCCUCGCUCUGUGGCUCAGCUCUCGGCUCAGAUGCACCUGCACUGGCUCCAGGGACUCGUGCCCCAGACCGCGCCCUGCUCCUCCGACUGCAGGGCGUCGCUGGUGGAGUCUCUGCCCGUCGGCGUUUACCCGUCGGCCCCCGCCGCCCGCCAGACCAUCGCUCAGAGCUGGCUGCGUCUGCUGGACCGCGCCAACCGCUCGGUCGACGUCGCCGCCUUCUACCUGACGCUGAGGAGCCGAGACGGGGACCCCACCGACGCGCAGGGACGGUCGGUGUUUGAGGCGCUGAAAAAACUCAAAUCUAAAGGAGUGAGUCUGAGGUUUGCACUGAACGCUCCACAGACUCAGACGGACGACGCACAAGAACUACAAGAGGAAGGUGCGGAGGUGAAAGAGGUGCACCUGUCGGACCUGACGGGAGGGAUCAUCCACACCAAACUCUGGACCGUGGACCAGAGGGACCUGUACGUGGGCAGCGCCAACAUGGACUGGCGCUCGCUGACACAGGUGAAGGAGGUGGGCGUGUCGGUGGAGGACUGCAGUUGUCUCGCUGAGGACGCGUCUCGUGUUUUUGACGCGUACUGGUCCGUGGGCGGCGCCGACGGCUCGCUGCCUCCCUAUUGGCCGGCGCGUCUCUCCGCCCUCUCCAGCUCCCACAAUCCUCUGCACCUCAAGUUCAACGGCGUCCCGGCGCGAGUCUACCUCUCCAGCGCUCCUCCUCAGCUCUCCACUCGGGGGCGCACCGACGACCUGGAGGCCAUUCUGUCUGUGAUGGACGACGCCCGACAGUUCAUCCACGUCUCCGUCAUGGACUUUCUCCCCCAGGAUCAGUUCUCCAAACCACCAAGGUUCUGGCCUCCUUUAGACUCGUCCCUCCGCUCGGCCGCCUGCGUCAGAAGGUUGAAGGUUCGACUCCUGGUCAGCUGUUGGCCUCACUCUCCGGCGGCCAUGUUUGUUUACCUUCAGUCUCUGCUCGUGCUGAACCGUCCGCCGCUCAACUGCGACAUCCAAGUGAAAGUGUUCACGAUUCCCUCGACGCCGGAUCAGAUGAAGAUCCCGUACGCUCGAGUCAAUCACGCCAAGUUCAUGGUGACGGACCGAGUGCUUUAUAUCGGGACUUCAAACUGGUCCGAGGGAUACUUCACGCAGACGGCCGGAGUCGGUCUCGUCGUGAACCAGACCGGGUCCGAACCGGGACUGGAGACCCUCCGGACCCAAGCCGACCAGAUCUUCCUCCGAGACUGGACCUCGCAGUACUCCACAGACCUGACCCUGGACCAGACCGACGCCUGCCCCCUGGCCCAGAGCUAGACCGGGACUGGACCAGGACUGGAACAGGGACUAGACCAGGGACUAAAACAGGGACUAAGCUAGGGACUAGACUAGACCAGGGACUAGACCAGGGACUGGACCAGGGACUGGACCAGGACUGGAACAGGGACUAAAACAGGGACUAAGCUAGGGACUAGACCAGGGACUAGACCAGGGACUGGACCAGGGACUGGACCAGGGACUGGACCAGGACUGGACCAGGGACUAGAACAGGGACUAAAACAGGGACUAAGCUAGGGACUAGACCAGGGACUGGACCAGAGACUAAACCAGGGACUGAACCGAGGACUAGACCAGGGACUAAACCAGGGACUGAACCGAGGACUAGACCAGGGACUAAACCAGGGACUGAACCGAGGACUAGACCAGGGACUAAACCAGAGACUAAACCAGGGACUGGACCAGGGACUAAGCCGGAGACUAGAUCAGGGACGAAAAUCAGGGACUAAGCUAGGGACUGGACCAGGGACUAGACCAGGGACUAGACCAGGGACUAGACCAGGGACUAGACCAGGGACUGGACCAGAGACUAAACCAGGGACUAAACCAGAGACUAAACCAGGGACUGGACCAGGGACUAAGCCAGAGACUAGAUCAAGGACUAAAAUCAGGGACUAAAAUCAGGGACUAAACCAGGUCUAAACAUGAACUAAACCAGGACUAGAUCAGGGACUAAACCGAGACUAAACAAGGACCGAACCAAAGAUUAAACAAGAACCCCAUGGGGACUCAACCAAAGCAGGACUAAACCAGUACCAAACCAGGUCUAAACCAGGACUAACAAGGACCUAAAGUUGGACCUCUUCAUCAUAUCUGCGUUAUGAGGACUGAACCAGGACUAAACCGGGGCUGGACCUGGAUUUACCGAGGAUUAAACUCAUCGUGGACUAAAUGGACCUCCCCCCGCUGGACUUGAACCAGUCCUGGAUCUGGACCGGACUCUGCACAUGUGUUUGAAGUGUUAUUUUUGUGUUUGUACAGUUUGUGCCUGGAGCAGUUUGUAUAUACUCAGACGAGACGUUUACGUUUAUGUUUCACACGCAGGUUUUAUUUCACUUUUUCAGUUUGGCAAAGAUUAAAAAAACUUAUAAAUGUCUCAAAAGUCGAAUCGAGAACUAAACCAGGACUUUUAUCAAAUCGAAUCAGGGGCAAAAGAAGGACUAAACCAGGUCUAAACCAGGUCUAAACCAGGUCUAAACCAGGUCUAAAACCAGGUCUAAACCAGGACUAAACCAGGUCUAAACCAGGUCUAAAACAAGGUCUAAACCAGGUCUUUAUCAGGUCUAAACCAGGUCUAAAACAAGAUCUAAACCAGGUCUUUAUCAGGUCUAAACCAGGUCUAAAACAAGGUCUAAACAAGAUCUAAACCAGGUCUUUAUCAGGUCUAAACCAGGUCUAAAACCAGGACUAAACCAGGUCUAAACCAGGUCUAAAACCAGGACUAAACCAGGUCUAAACCAGGUCUAAACCAGGUCUAAAACAAGGUCUAAACCAGGUCUAAAACAAGGUCUAAACCAGGUCUAAAACAAGGUCUAAACCAGGUCUUUAUCAGGUCUAAACCAGGUCUAAAACAAGGUCUAAACCAGGUCUUUAUCAGGUCUAAACCAGGUCUAAAACAAGGUCUAAACCAGGUCUUUAUCAGGUCUAAACCAGGUCUAAAACCAGGUCUAAACUCGUGUAGUAAAACGGUUAAAUAUAACAGGUCUAAACAAGAUCUAAAACCAGGACUAAACCAGGUCUAAACAAGAUCUAAACCAGGUCUUUAUCAGGUUUAAACCAGGUCUAAACAAGAUCUAAACCAGGUCUUUAUCAGGUUUAAACCAGGUCUAAACAAGGUCUAAACAAGAUCUAAACCAGGUCUAAACAAGAUCUAAACCAGGUCUAAACCAAGUUUAAACCAGGUCUUAAUCAGGUCUUAAUCAGGUCUUAAUCAGGUCUUAAACCAGGUUUAGACCAGGUCUUCUUUAGUCUCUUGUUCUUCUGUCUCAGUUUUGUUUUAAAUCGUGGGUUUUGUGCAUUAAUUGACUUUAUUUGAGCUUUUUUCUCAUGUUCUGACGUUGUUCCUCGUCACAGGCCGAGCUCCAUCACCUGCUCGUUUCCACGGAGACGUCGCUGCUCCGCCCGGAAUGUUCCGCGGUGCGACUUUAAACGGCUCCAAACCAGGACUAAAACUGGAGUAAACCAGGUCUAAACCAGGACUAAACCAGGACUAAAACUGGAGUAAACCAGGUCUAAACCAGGACUAAACCAGGUUUAAACCAGGACUAAAACUGGAGUAAACCAGGUCUAAACCAUGUGGUUUUAAAGCUCAAAAAUACAGAGAAAAGUGGGCGUUGUGACUGCCAGCGGGGUCGCCUCUCCGCAGACCUGACCCGUGACCCGGACAGGUUCGGGUUAGAAAGGUUUAAAGCCACACUGCGGAACAUUCCAGACCCAGAGAGCGAAGAGCGACGUUUCCAAAGAGACGAAAAGCGUCGGACGGACGGACCCGCAAACGUAACCACCAAAGACGACCGGGGCUUUUUCCCCUGUGUCGCCGUGGAGACGGGGAGAGCGUCCGUGUACGUAGAUCCGACUCAGAAUCUAUUUGUCUAAAGCGGCGACGUGUUUCCACUGUUGACUGGACGCAGACGCUAUCCCUCUGCACUGGAGUGUCUGCGGACGCCGAGACAACCACCAGUUUACUGUAAAUAAACAAAUCAACUAGAAA